UGUGAACUGUCACCCCUGAAUCUGUCUGGGAUAAAGGGUAAUGCCAUGCUGUGUCUUGCAAAGGGUGAAUCAGUUUAAUGGCAGAGUCUUUUCUGACUGGUGUGUGAAGGGGGUGAGAUGUCCUGAGCAAAUUUUUCAUUGUGCUCUUGUAUGUUUUCACAAGGUCUCAAUAGCUUGGAAGGGACUGCAUCUCCUAAAACACAGAUGGGAAAUGCAAAGUGAUUUGCUAGAAAUAGCACUGAGAAGGAGAAUUACCUCAUCUGUGCAAAAAGAAGGGGUAGCAUGAGAUACAUCUAUAGAUCUUCUCCCUUCCAUGUGGGAGGGAGGUGGCAUAUAUUUCCUAUACAACAAUAGGAUAUAUGCUGCAUAACAGGUACCAGAUGGGUGUUUAAAUAAUCUUCAGCUGCUGCAUGUCAUGCUGUUAUCUCAUUAUCUGUUACAAGUUAAAUGGGUUCAAGCUGGGCCUGGACAUGGAUGAGAUGUCUAAUAGUGGUGGUGAGGCUGACAUUGAUGGCAAUUUCCUUGAACAGCAGUCUGGAAGCUCCAAGUGGAGCACAGACCCUGCAACACACAGUCCACAGUGCAAUAAUGUUUUGUGCCUGUUGUGUUGAACAUGUUGUUCUUUCAUCUCAACCACCCUCCCGUGCCCUAGGCACAGAACUGGCAUCCUGUCAUGCCUUGAUGUUGCCCUUCUGACCAGCACGGGAAGGGGCAGGGGGGGUUGUCCAGCACUGGGUCAUUUUGAACCAGCUGCCACAAACUGAAAGUACUGAAAAUCUGCAGCAGAGAAGAACUUUGUGUAGGUGUUCAGUGUGCAAUAGGCUUGGCGUGUCUGUGAUUUGGGGUGUUGAUCAGCAGUGAAAGGGGUGUGGUGAAUAGGAGAGGGUGUGAGAAAGGAAAGGACGUUGCAGAGUGCAGGAAGAAGAACGGUAAGAAUUUGGGGAUCCAUGGUACGAGCUGGAGGAUAUAGGGUGUUUGCAGUGGGUACUUUGGGGUGCUAAAGCUGUUGUGGUAGAGGAGGCAAUGGAGAUGGGACAUCACUGUUGUAAGCGAGAGAUAAGGGAUGCAGAGAUGGAGUACUCAAAGCCAAGGGUGAGGCGAGAGAAAAGUCUCAGAUGAGAUUUUUGCCUGGCCUGACCCUGCUUCCGGUGUGCUGGAAUUUCCUGCCACCUGCAGUUUGAUUGGUUUAAAAGGCAGCAUUUUCAGGACUUUGGGCUGGGUCGUUUUAAGCUCUGUGGCAGAGAGCUCAGAGAAUCUGGGAUCUGGCUGGUUAGCAGAGUUCUCAAGGCAGCAUCUCAAGGCAGCAGACCUCCCAGCUGGCUAGUGAGCCAAGGAAAACGUCUCCAGCCAGGGGGCAGGGUGCUAGCAAUCAGGGCUGCAGCCCCAUCUUCAGUUCAUGGAGUGCAAGAGUCUUCCAGCUACUCCUGCCUCUCUCCUGCGGGAUCCUCUCGCAGCCCAAGGUCUCCCCUGGCUUUGGGUGCUGAAGCGACCGAGCAGCACGCUCUCCCAAAAUGAUGGAAAAUAAAGUGUUCCUGUCUUUCACGUUCUACAGCACAAUUUUGAUUUUAAAAAUGUAUGUCGUUGCCAUCAUAACAGGGCAAGUGAGACUCAGAAAGAAGGCAUUUGCAAACCCAGAGGAUGCCUUGCGCAAUGGGGGGUUGCAGUUCUGCCGUGAAGACCCUGACGUGGAGCGGUGCCGCAGGGCCCACCGUAAUGACAUGGAGAACAUUUUUCCCUUUCUCUUCCUUGGAGCCAUCUACUCCCUGCUGGAUCCCAGUCCCACAGUGGCCAGGAUCCAUUUCCUCAUCUUCUGUGUGGGACGGAUCAUCCACACCAUUGCCUACCUCCUGCAGCUGAGGGCACCCACACGCUCCGUGGCCUACAGUGUGGCCCAGCUGCCCUGCUUCUCCAUGGCCCUGCAGAUCCUCCUGGCCACCACCCCGUACUGGUAACAACCAGAGACCAACCACCCAAACCUCCUCAUCCUGACUCUGCUGGACCCCCUGUGAGUGGGAGAGUGAGGGUGGGUGUGUGUGUGUGGGUGUGUGUGUGAGAGAGAGAGAGAUGUCACCAGGGAGGUCACCUGGACCCUGAGGAUGUUCAGUGUGGCCUUGAUGAAAUUCCACUGUCAUCGGAAUUUUGUCAGAGAAAUCACCAGAGGAGGGACAUGCAGGAAGGGGAUGUGGAGCAGGUUUCUCUCCCACCUGCUGAAGAUGAGAGGUGGGAAGCACGUGGACUACGCCUCGAGGAAGUGGUCAUUGAAGGAAAGGUUUUCUGUGUUUGGACUGUGAUGGGGAAGAUGUGCCUUUUCCUCCUGGUCAUGAGUAUCCUAUGAAUCAGGCAGGGAAAGUCAUGAGGGUUCCACAAAGUCUCUUAGCAGAUGUGGUUGGUAGCAGAGAUCAGAAAGCACCCACCCUUCUCCUGUCCAACCAUGUGCAUCUGUGGGAAUGUGAGUCCUUUAGGACUUAGCCUGUGCCUCCAGACAGCAUAACAGGGAAGUCAAAAUCUCAGAGGUGAUGUUGCAAAGCAUUCAGUGUUCCCAGUGCCACCUCAUCUCCUGCCACAGGACACAGCUUCGUGCCAGGAGCCUCACUGCAACCCUGCUAGCUCCUGGCAACUCCCAGCCAGCAGCAGCUGUCCUUUUCCACCACAGCACAAUGCAGAGUGACAUGCCUGGAAAAGCCAGCAGGAAUCCUUUACCCUGGACACAGAGCCUGAACACAUUUGCCGGACACAAAGUUCUGGGGCAUCUGGAAAGUCUAAAAUGCUGGCACAAAACAGAGGUUUGCAGACAGAAUUUUCUCCCAAAGGGCAGUCUAGUCCAUGUGCCACUAAUACCUGAAAAUGCCCCCAGAGCAUCAGACUGAGUUUCUCCCCCUCUGUUUUUAGCCUUUCUCUGGCCACAGAAUGGCUGUUGCUAUUUGGGAAAUGUGUUGUGAUCACCGUAGAGGUGUUUUCUUUCAGCUGUUUCCUGCUGUCCACUGCUGCCACACCAUUCACAACCUGGACCAGCUGGUGUUGGCAGAAAGCUCUGCAAACGAGCAGAGGGGCUUUGAAGGGAGUAUUGCUGCUCUGCAGUGCCACCCAAACGUGUCAUGUUGGAGAGGAGAGGCUGGGACCAGGGUACUGCAUGGUGACAAAGGCCUGUGAGCUCCUCUGCCACACAGCUGUCCCCAGGUGCCAGGGGCUGCUCCUGGCAGCAGCAACAAUUGAGCAUCCCUCUGGAGAAGAAGGCAGGAAGAAACCUCUGCUCUCCAGUGUAUCCUCCCUCCUCUGAGGGCACAGAAUUUGAAUGACAUCAGAGGAGCAAGCCAGAAUGAGUAGGAAAUAAAUUUCCCUUCCACCUGUCCUGUGCACUAAGGCUGUUCCCUUGACUCUGCUCUCCUCAGAGAUGCUCUUGCUGAGACCUCACUGAGCACUGGGGUGAACACCUGAUCAGAAAUGAUGCUCAGCCUUUGUUCAGCUUGGGUAGAAGUUUCUGUACCAGUAACUGUAUCCCAGUGCAGUUGUGGCCUGAGGUUGAGCUGUGUGGCGAAGUUUGGAGUGGAAUUCUUUGCUCUCCCACUGUGAGGAAGGUGGGCAGGAUUGCAGGUUCAGCAGUUCACUCCUGGCCACUUCUCCUUCACACAGAUGUCUGGGUAACACAGACCCCUCUUAACAAGUCUUUUCUGCCUCACAUGGUGCACAAGGUCUUGAACUCCUCUAUGUUUCUCUGCUGCUACACACGCAUCCUGGUGGCAGGAAGUAAAUAUUCCCAAUAAAAACAAAUCAUUGUGCUCUGAUA
Messenger RNA from Parus major (Great Tit), 3784 nucleotides. It is a transcript of the gene PTGES, whose product is annotated as prostaglandin E synthase. Gene Ontology annotation, molecular function: prostaglandin-E synthase activity. Gene Ontology annotation, cellular component: membrane. Gene Ontology annotation, biological process: prostaglandin biosynthetic process. The transcript has 4 exons. The coding region runs from base 1512 to 1952 and encodes 146 amino acids. Lineage: Eukaryota; Metazoa; Chordata; Aves; Passeriformes; Paridae. The record is from RefSeq and is a predicted model, not a curated record.